AUGAGCUCGAAUAGAUACCCAGGCACAGAAGAGGUUGACAAGAUGAACUAUGAAAAGCGAUUUCUCACCGCAUGCGCCUGCUUCAAGUCCUGUCUAUACGAGGAGUUUCGAUUCCUGAGUCUCGGAGACGGUCUUCGCUCCGAGAUCCUUCCAGUCCUCUACAAGCUUGUGAAGCUGCUGAAGGCCAUCUUUGUCCUGGGUGAGGAGAUGGCACGGACAUGUCCGAAUUGUCGAACUGUCCGCAAUAGGCCUGCGGACCACUUCUUGGCUGAGUUCGAGCGCCUGUGCCGCGACCGUAUUAUGGUACCUUUGACGCAAGCCAUUGCUGACCUUGAAGCGGAUGAGAUGUUGCCAGCACCGAAGGCCAGCGUUGACUUUUAUGUAGCUUCGGAUUUGGAUGACAUUCGUCCGAAUACUAUCUUGCUCUCCAGUGAGCCGCUGCCUCUGGAUAUGAGUUCUUGCGUUCGACUUCAGAACUCUUCUCGCCCGUGA
Molecule: messenger RNA, 492 nt
Organism: Penicillium samsonianum
Lineage: Eukaryota; Fungi; Ascomycota; Eurotiomycetes; Eurotiales; Aspergillaceae
Exons: 1
Coding region: 1-492 (163 amino acids)
Source: RefSeq, a predicted model, not a curated record